Molecule: messenger RNA, 690 nt
Organism: Miscanthus lutarioriparius
Lineage: Eukaryota; Viridiplantae; Streptophyta; Magnoliopsida; Poales; Poaceae
Source: the annotation of a GenBank genome assembly
AUGGAGGAAGGUUACAAAAUGAUAACAAGCCAAUUCAGGAGAUUUACAUACCGUGAGUUGGUGGAAGCAACGGGUAAAUUUAAAGAAGAGCUAGGAAAAGGUGGCAGUGGUACGGUUUAUAGAGGAAUACUUGCAGACAAGAAAAUAGUGGCAAUAAAGAAGCUUACAGAUGUUAGACAAGGCGAAGAGGAAUUCUGGGCAGAAGUAACUUUGAUUGGGAGGAUCAAUCAUAUAAAUUUAGUCAGGAUGUGGGGAUUUUGCUCAGAAGGCAAACACAGGCUAUUAGUGUACGAGUAUGUGGAGAAUGAGUCAUUGGACAAGUACCUUUUUGGUGACAGGCGCACUGAAACAUUGCUAUCAUGGAGCCAAAGAUUCAAGAUUGCCCUGGGAACCGCAAGAGGCCUUGCUUACCUCCAUCAUGAAUGUCUGGAAUGGGUUGUCCAUUGUGAUGUAAAACCAGAAAACAUACUGCUGACCCGAGAUUUUGAAGCAAAGAUAGCAGACUUUGGACUGUCCAAGCUUUCAAAAAGAGACAGUCCUAGCUUCAAUUUCACUCAUAUGAGAGGCACAAUGGGCUACAUGGCACCAGAAUGGGCAUUGAAUUUGCCAAUCAAUGCAAAGGUUGAUGUUUACAGCUAUGGAGUUGUGCUUCUGGAGAUUGUUACUGGGAGUAGGGUUUCAAGUGGAUAA